Messenger RNA from Micropterus dolomieu (smallmouth bass), 748 nucleotides. Its product is annotated as extracellular calcium-sensing receptor-like. Gene Ontology annotation, cellular component: membrane. The annotation marks the transcript as partial. Gene Ontology annotation, biological process: G protein-coupled receptor signaling pathway. The transcript has 3 exons. Lineage: Eukaryota; Metazoa; Chordata; Actinopteri; Centrarchiformes; Centrarchidae. Gene Ontology annotation, molecular function: G protein-coupled receptor activity. The record is from RefSeq and is a predicted model, not a curated record.
CUGGAUCUGCUUUUAGAGCUGGCUCAGAGAAAUGUGACAGGAAUCCAGUGGGUAGCCAGUGAAGCCUGGGUGACCGCUAGCCUGCUGACCUCACCCCGCUUCCACCUUCUCUUAGAGGGCACUCUGGGCUUCUCCUUCCCUGGAGUCAGGAUCCCUGACUUGAAAGAGUUUCUGUUGAAUAUCCGACCCUCUCCCAUACCUGGGAUGGAAUUUGUUAACAUGUUAUGGGAAGAGCUGUUCGGCUGUAGGCUAGAGUUCAGAGGAGAGAAAGAAAAUGAAGCAGAUACCAUGGAUAACUUUGUGGGAUUGGAUGAUUUUGGUUACAGAUUACACUCUCAAAACAAUUCUGGGUCCUCAGUCAGGCCUAUUGUAGAGAAACCACGCACAUUCAGGGCGUCAGCUGAUGAAAACUAUACAGGUGCUGCUGAAAAGCCUGUAUGCACUGGUUCAGAGGAUCUGAGGUACACUGACAGCAGUUAUAGUGAUGUAUCUCAGGACAUAAUAUCCUAUAAUGUGUAUAAAGCUGUAUAUGCCAUCGCUCAUGCUCUGCAUUCUUUACUGAUCUGCAAUUCUACUGGAAAAAAUAAGGGGAUAUGUGACAAAAAUAAAUCAUUUACUUCUAGUCAGUUGCUGCAUCGUCUGAAGAUGGUGAAUUUCACCAACCAGUUUCAGGAGAAGGUAUAUUUUGACUCUAGCGGAGAGCCAGUCCCCCUCUAUGACAUCAUUAACUGGAAGAAGGACAGCAAUG